AUGGCAACGCCCGCACAACUGCUUUAUCUGCCUACAGAGAUCUUGACAGGGAUUCUAGAAGAGGUCCCAUCGCAAGCCUCCCUUGCGAGUCUCGUGCGGACAUGUCGGCGUCUUCAAACGCUGGUAGAGCCUUAUCUCUACCGGUCUGUUUAUCUGGGCAACCAUGCCGGAGAAAGCUUCACUUAUGCCAUGGACCGUAAGACGGUCCGCGUAGAAUACAUACAAGAGCUUGUGAUCCAUUAUCACUAUCUUGAAGACGUUCUAAAUGAGGACAAAUAUUAUCCAAUCCUCGUGGAAAGCCUGGUUCAAGGCUCGAUGCUCUGUCUGAAAUCUGGUCCUGGCUCUUCCAGCAAUCAACCCAGUCGAUGCGAGCUGAUUAUGAACGACCUUACACCUACACCCCUACAAAAUCUAACGGGCGAACUUUGGUACUUUUCCUCGCGCGAGACUGUCCUGCUUCAUCCCAAGCUACGGAAGCUGAGUAUAGUAGCAGCCAUCAUUCCCGGCCUGCGCUCGGAAACAUUGAAUUAUACCAAGAGACCCUGGUUUAUCCCAACAUCCCUGGAAACCCUUAGCCUUGAACUAGACUUCUACCUGCACACGGACUGCCCAGCCCUCGACUUCCGCGACUUCAAAUGCCUCCAACACCUCACCAUUGACCCGAAGGUCCUAAGAGGCGAUAAUGACGGGCAAAGCCCCGAGGCGGAGAAACACCUCCGCCAAAAUUGUCACCUCCCCCCGAGUCUCCGAUCCCUGCGUUUCCGAGAGUAUAGAGAAAGGGGCAGACCGGAUCUGCUAACACUAUCCAUCGUUCUCGACUGGGUGAUGUCUGGAGGCUUACGGAACUUAGAGAACAUCACGGCCCAGUCGGCCACGUUCUUUUCGCACGCGAUAUUAGGCGCAUCAGUCCCGGAUGGAAAGUCAUUCCAGCAAGCGUUCCGGGCCGUCGGGGUGGAGUUGGCAGUGGAGCGUGUGCGGUCUUCCCUUGGCGAUGAACACCUUACCAUUGAUUGCAAAUGUUGCUCCUUCUAUUGGCGGUACUUAGAUCAAUGGGAUAACUGA
Molecule: messenger RNA, 1062 nt
Organism: Aspergillus caelatus
Lineage: Eukaryota; Fungi; Ascomycota; Eurotiomycetes; Eurotiales; Aspergillaceae
Product: F-box protein
Exons: 2
Coding region: 1-1062 (353 amino acids)
Molecular function (GO): protein binding
Source: RefSeq, a predicted model, not a curated record